AUGGUGUGUUUGGCCAUAGGGUGCGCUUCAGACAAUGUGGUCCAGACUUUCCUAUUGCCUAGGUGUGCUGUGAAGUUCUGCUCGAAGUUUAAUUCGGCUGCCAUUUCAUCCCUAGGCGGCAGCGACAACGACUGCGGCAGUACCAGUGGCGGCAAAAGCCGUCGGCAAAACAUAGAAUUCGAAGACGAAAUAAAUAUAAGAACAUUAAGUUUACUCAACAAAAAAGAUGACAGAGAAUAUGACCUUGUUCCGCCUGAUGGCGGUUGGGGCUGGCUUGUGCUGUUAGGUUCGUGCUUGACAAACAUUCUUAUCCCUGGUACCAUCAAAAGUUUUGGAGUACUAUUUUCGGAGUUUACCGAAGCUUUCAACUCUUCGCCCACGAAGGCCUCCUGGAUACCGGCGCUGUGCUAUUUUCUUUAUAGUUCGUUGGGUCCCGUUUCCAGCAUAUUGUCUGUGAAGUACUCGUAUCGCACGGUCACCCUUCUUGUUGGGGCCUCUGCUUCGUUGGGAAUGAUACUCUCCUUCUGGGCAUCAUCAAUUGAGUACUUGUAUGUCAGCUAUGGCGUUUUGGUGGGAAUUGGUGCUGGGCUCUACAUCGUAACGUCGUACUUUGCAAAGCUUCGCGGCUUGGCUAACGGCCUGUGCAUCUCUGGCAGCGCGUUGGGCAGCAUAAUUCUACCGCCCCUUCUACGCUGGCUACUUGAGACCUACGGCUAUCACGGCUCCUGUCUUAUCAUGGGCGGCAUUACCCUGAACGUAUUUGUAGCUGCUCUUUUCUAUGAGCCUGUUGAGCAGCACAUGGUACGAGUGCGACGUACACGGCAGGCCUUAGAGGACAUUCCCGAAGAGGAAGACAUUGGCAUUGUGAUGAAGUUCGAAAAUGUAGACGUGUCUACAACAAAUAUCGAGCAAGCGGAUAAGCAGUUGUUACCUUACAACUCCCCUCCAUCGCCACUGUACCUACCCGAUGAUGAAAAGCUACAGUUUGUACGGAGUGCUUCCGCAGCGAUUGUCCAAAGCUACUCAAAACCUGGAGACGAGUUUCAGCCUCGAUCUCGUAAGAUUAGUACACCGGUGAGGUUACCCCAACGCAAUCAGACAUUUACACCUGGACAAUUAAAUUCGCAGUCUUCUUUGUACGCUGUACCCGAGGACCACUCAAGCUCGAACAAGCUUACUUUAAGGAAUUUGUCAAAGUCGCGGCUAUCUAAACGCUCGCCCUCAACCAGCAGUUUUUUAUACGUCAGCACACCAUAUCACGGUAGCACAUUGUCCUUCCAGCCGAAGGAAUACUCCUCGCACUUUUCCCUUCGGUCAGUCACAAGUAGUGGAACUGGCGUUGCAGGCGGUUCGACCGGGCCAGAUGGAUCACAGACUGAUGUCGAAACCAGGGACAAAGCGCUAACCUCAGCACGGUCAAAGUUUUUCGAUUUAAGCCUCUUAAAAGACCCGAUGUACUUGGUCAUAUUAAUGUCGAAUUCGACGAAUGCCAUCAGUUACACAAACUUUAUUAUUUUGCUGCCCAGUUUUGGAGAAGCCAGGGGCUUUAACAAAUCAUUAUCUGCGUAUCUGCUUUCAAUUGUCUCUGCCACUGAUCUAAUUGGACGUAUUGGAGGGUCAGCACUUUCGGACAUGGGAUACAUACCUAAGACCUGGUACUUCGUUGGCGGCUUGUCAAUAUCAGGUCUUUCCCUUGCGCUUCUACCCUUUGCAUGGUCUUACAGUUCGGUAUGCUUCUGGUGCGCAGUUUUUGGCCUCGCUUCUGGAAUUUACGUGGGAAUUACUGCCGUAAUCAUGGCAGACAUGCUAGGCACAGAACGAUUAACGUCAUCCUAUGGCAUAAGUCUGUUCGUUAAUGGCUUGCUUCAGUUGGUUGGGCCUCCACUAUGUAACUACUGGUUCGAGGCCGUCAAUGAUUACAAUCCUCUCUUCCACGCUCUUGGCUUAACGCUGUUGGCCGGAGCCAGUCUUUGGAGCUUUAUGCCUUGGAUUAAUCGACGCAAAGCCAAAACGGAAAAGAAACUAGAAGCACAAAUUGAUGAAGAGGCUGUCCAAAGCCACUAA
Messenger RNA from Drosophila gunungcola (fruit fly), 2064 nucleotides. Its product is annotated as monocarboxylate transporter 13-like. Bases 1 to 2064 code for a protein of 687 amino acids. The transcript is spliced from 5 exons. Gene Ontology annotation, molecular function: monocarboxylic acid transmembrane transporter activity. Gene Ontology annotation, biological process: monocarboxylic acid transport; transmembrane transport. The record is from RefSeq and is a predicted model, not a curated record. Lineage: Eukaryota; Metazoa; Arthropoda; Insecta; Diptera; Drosophilidae.